AGGCACGCUUUAUCGCCGUACCCAGUGCGGAAGUGCCUGUUUCCGGUGAUGGCCCCGUUGCUGCUGUUGCUGUUGGUCGGGGCCGCGGCUGCUUCUCGGGGGGACCGGGAGCCCGUGUACCGGGAAUGUGUGGCGGGAUGUGAGCAGAUGAACUGCACCGGGGCCCGGCUCCGGGAUUUCCGGGCGGAACAGCCGCUCUACAUGAGACUGACAGGCUGGGCUUGUCUGGAUGACUGUCAGUACCAAUGCAUGUGGCACACUGUAUCCCUGUACAUCAAGGAGGGGUAUCCAGUCCCACAGUUCCAUGGGAAGUGGCCAUUCUCUCGAUUCCUGUUCUUCCAAGAGCCAGCCUCUGCCUUGGCCUCUUUCCUCAACUGCAUAGCCAAUAUCUUGAUGCUGCGGCGCUAUCGCUCCACCGUCCCUUCCUCUUGCCCUAUGUAUCACACAUGCCUGGCUUUCUCCAUGAUCUCCAUCAAUGCAUGGUUUUGGUCCACAAUAUUCCACACAAAAGACACAGCAAUUACUGAAAAAAUGGACUAUUUUUGUGCCUCUUCAGUUAUUCUUCACUCUAUCUACCUGUGCUGCAUGAGGACUCUGGGUCUGCGGUACCCUUCCCUUGCCAAUGUGUUUGGUGCUGUCCUGGUGCUCCUGUUUGCAUGCCAUGUCUCCUACUUGACCCUUGGGAGCUUUGACUACAGCUACAAUAUGAUGGCAAAUGUCAGCCUUGGCAUGGUGAACCUGGUCUGGUGGCUGGCAUGGUGCAUGAGGAGACGCUCUCACCAGCCUUACCUCUGGAAGUGCGUGCUGGUUGUGGUCCUAUUACAGAGCCUGGCACUGUUGGAGUUGCUGGAUUUCCCCCCUUUCCUAUGGGUGCUGGAUGCCCAUGCACUCUGGCAUUUCAGCACCAUUCCACUGCCAUUCCUCUUCUUCAGUUUUCUGGAGGAUGACAGUCUAUACUUACUGAAGAUGAACUCCGUUGUACUAAAACUGGACUAGAAUGAAGUGAGGGUGGAGUUCAUCUGCUCCAUUCCCAGGCUGGUCCCCACUGUGUGCCCCCUAUACGGAGAAUCUGUCCACCAUAUAGGAGACCUCUGGUUGGGUGCCACCUACUGACUCCGCAAGGAAGAAAGGGAGUCCCAGAAGUGCCUUAUGGUCAUAUUGGAAGUGAUUUUCCCAAAGGAGGGAAAACAAACACAUUAUGUACCUAUUAGUUAGGACAUUGCUCUUGUGUGAAGACUUUUAACUUCUACAGCCAUUCCUAAAUGUGGACUUGUGGUGAUAGUGAGUGGACAUUAUUUCCUGAUUGAGCCAUUGAUAUGAUUAUUUGUGAAAAAGAAGUGUUUUCACUAAAUGUAUAAUGUGAAGCUUUGAUCUACCAGAUAUUACCACUAGUGUUGUGUUCUAGUUGCUGGGGUUCUGGUAGAGAAAUGUGGAAAAUGCUUGUGAAUCUUUGGUACUGUGGUGGGUUCUGUUGCCAUACCAUUCGUGCUUUUCAUGCGUUGCUGCUCUCUUUAAUUUCAUUCCUAUCCCCGGGGGGAGGGGUGCAUGCGGUGCCUUAAUGUCUGUGGCAAAAGUACUUGUUUCUGUGCAAUAUAUGUCAGCCUUUUCUGUUUGACACAUCUUUUUCUUAUAACAAGAAACUGAAAAUAUAUAUAAAAAAUGGUUGAAAAUUUA
Molecule: messenger RNA, 1674 nt
Organism: Pelobates fuscus (common spadefoot toad)
Lineage: Eukaryota; Metazoa; Chordata; Amphibia; Anura; Pelobatidae
Gene: PGAP3
Product: post-GPI attachment to proteins phospholipase 3
Exons: 8
Coding region: 49-996 (315 amino acids)
Biological process (GO): GPI anchor biosynthetic process
Cellular component (GO): endoplasmic reticulum membrane
Molecular function (GO): hydrolase activity, acting on ester bonds
Source: RefSeq, a predicted model, not a curated record